CAAGAAAAAAAAAAGUUAUCAACAUUAAAAAGAACAGUGAAAUAAUUUGACCCUAAGAUCAAUUGGAUUUUCCACAAGCAAAUGCCUGCGCUUCUUUUAUAUAGAAGCACAUGGAUAUAAUUUUUAGUCGGUGAGGGGAUCGCUCGCAUUGUUGGAAAAGGCGUUUCUUGCAGAAUAUAUAUAUAUAUCGUGGUGCUUGUUCUUUGUGCGUUCCUCAAGGGUUGACCGGCGCUUUGUCUACAGAAGGACCAAACAUCAAGGAUAAAAAAGGGAAUAUACCAGGAGGUGCAUCUGGACUUGCCGUAGUCGUUUACCUGUGCAACGGAUAGAAGAAAAAAGGUGUGGUUGAGUGUCACACACACGGUGGAAUUACGGACCAGUAGUAGAAAACCAUUUAUACCAUCAACAUGGCGUCUGCCCAAAAAAUUCUAAUCACUGGAUUCGUGUUGUUUACAUUGAUCGAAAUUGCCGUGUGCCAGAGGUCCCCAACAAUUUCGUAUAUAUCGCAAGAGCAAAUCAAAGAUAUUGGAGGAACUGUUGAAUUAGUUUGCUCUGUCCAGUAUUCGCAGGAAUACCCAGUGCUUUGGAUGAAGAAUGAUCCAGCUAACACAAACACCAUUCCCAUCUCAACACUGUCAACCCUCAUUCUGCAGGAUUCCAGAUUUGCACUCCGAUUUGAUAGGGCCAGUUCCACAUACACCCUGCAAAUCAAAGAUAUACAAGAGACUGAUGCAGGAACUUAUUAUUGUCAAGUGCUGAUUUCAGUUAACAGCAAGAUCACUGCUGAUGUUGUUCUUCAAGUUAGGAAACCUCCGGUCAUUUCGGACAAUUCCACGAGAUCUGUGGUAGUUUCUGAAGGAGAAUCUGUACAGUUGGAGUGCUUCGCUGGAGGAUAUCCGACUCCGAAAAUCACUUGGCGCCGUGAGAACAAUGCUAUUUUACCGACAGGCGGUACGAUUUACAGGAGCAAUAUCCUCGAAAUCAAAAGUGUUAAGAAGGAGGAUAGAGGUACCUACUAUUGCGUCGCCGAAAAUGGAGUUGGUCAAGGAUCCAGGAGGAACAUCGCCGUGGAAGUGGAGUUUGCGCCCGUCGUGACCGUGCCCAGACCCAGAUUGGGACAAGCUCUUCAAUACGAUAUGGACUUGGAAUGUCACAUCGAAGCUUAUCCGCCACCAGCCAUCACUUGGGUGAAAAACGGUGUGGUCUUAUCCAACAACCAACAUUACUACAUUAGCCAUUUUGCGACCGCCGAUGAAUUCACCGACAGCACGAUCAGAGUGGUGACCAUCGAGAAGAGGCAGUACGGAGAAUACGUUUGCAAGGCUUCCAAUAAAUUGGGCUCAGAGGAAGGUCGUGUGGAGCUCUUCGAAUCCAUAAUCCCUAUUUGCCCCCCUGCAUGUGGCCAAGCAAAAUACGGAGAUGCCGCUACAAUUUCGACCAGUACUGUAGCAAUUCUUGCAACCAUUUCAAUGUUAAUCUACAGGAAUUUCAACGCCCAACAUUAAUUUCCCAGGACUAAUAUGGGAGAGUGCGUCGAUCUGUCCGGCCCCGUACCACGACCUAAUCCUGACGAAUCUCGUUCUAAUUAUACUCUUCACUCAGAGGCACUUUAUUUGACAAUUUUACUUAUUUUAGUACAAAAAAAAAUGAAUUAAAAAAAAAGAAGCAAUAACUACAAUCGAUUCGAAUACGGACGAAGAAAGAAAUGAGAGGAAAAUUAACAAUAAGAGAGAAGAAAAUUCUUGUGAUGGACCGCAUCCGGUCUGUGUAUAUUUUUUGUAAUUUUAUAUAUAUGAUGUGUAUUUAUAUAUAUCGUAAUAAGUUUCUUUCUCGCACGAAAUUAUGUUGUUUAAUAUUAGUUGUUAGUUUAAGGAAUUUGUAAAAACAAAUGAUUAAUUUUAAGCAAUAAAACUUAAUUUUUAAUA
This is a messenger RNA of Nicrophorus vespilloides, 1925 nucleotides long. It is a transcript of the gene Lac, whose product is annotated as lachesin. Gene Ontology annotation, cellular component: neuron projection. The transcript has 7 exons. The record is from RefSeq and is a predicted model, not a curated record. Bases 408 to 1505 code for a protein of 365 amino acids. Lineage: Eukaryota; Metazoa; Arthropoda; Insecta; Coleoptera; Silphidae.